AUGGAGCUGGAGAGGCGUCUGGCCGCCAGCUCCGGAGAUCCACCCCUCUGUGGAGCGUACUGGGAGAAGCGGGAGGAGCUCCAGACCCUUGACAAUCUUCGGGCCCGGGGUGCUUUCGUACGAUCCCACAUCCAUCUCCUGUGGGAGAUGGAUCGCGGCUCCCGCUUCUUCUACGCCCUGGAGAAGAAGAGGGGGGCAAAAAAGCACAUCCUCUGCCUUUUGGCAGAGGACGGCGCCCCGCUCACGGAUCCGAUGGAGAUGUGCGAGAGGGCCAGGGCCUUCUAUGCUGGCCUUUCCUCCCCGGAUCCAACCGAUGCCGAUGUCUGCAGAGUGCUUUGGGACGGACUCCCGAUGGUCUGCACGGGUGACCGGGACCGGCUGGAGCUGCCUCUCACUCUAGCUGAGUUCUCAGAAGCCCUCCAUCUCAUGCCCACUAAUAAAUCUUCGGGCAUGGACGGGCUGACCGCCAUCUCGCUGCGGCUACGGUCCUUGCUGGCGGAUGUGGUCCAUCCAGACCAGACCUACACCAUCCCGGGCCGUACCAUCUUUGACAAUCUUUAUCUGGUCCGGGAUCUCUUGGAGCUUAGGUUGACGGGGUUGGUGCUCUAUGAGCCAGGGACAUGGCUGGUCCUGUCAGUGUACGCCAAUGGCGUGCUCCUCGUGGUCCAGGACCCGGGUGACCUGGUGCUGGUGGAGGCCUGCCAAGCUAUGUACUUGGCAGCCUUCUCUGCCCAGGUCAACUGGGUCGAGAGCUCUGGCCUGAUGAUUGGGGCCGGGUGGCAGGCACUAGAAGACUACAACAGAAUAUGGGGAGUUAUAAACAUCAGUGCAGUAAAUCAGAAUGGCAGAUCCGUGACUCCAAUCACAAGACCAUCUCAGACAGCACAGGAAAAAUUACUACGCAGCAUUUAUCUGACUCAUGUUGACCCAUCAGUUGUGCAGUAUGUUGAAGCACAUGGCACAGGAACUCCUGCUGGAGAUCCUACAGAAGCAGAGAGCCUAGGUAGCAUCAUUGGUAAUAACAGAUCUCCUAAAAUGCCUGUUCUAAAGAUUGGUUCUGUUAAAGGAAAUGUUGGCCAUACUGAAUCAGCUGCUGGGGCAGCUGGGUUAAUUAAAGUUCUUUUAAUGAUGCACCAUGAAACGAUUGUUCCAUCUGUGCAUUACAGAGAGGAUAUUAGUAGCAUAAAUACAGAGAAGUUAAAUCUAUCAAUUCCAACAACAGUAGAGAAAUGGGAAGAGUCGAGAGAAUUUGGAAGAGUAGCUGGUGUCAACUGUUUUGGAUUUGGGGGAACCAAUGCCCAUGUUGUUGUCAGACAGUUUAAGCAAACACAGGUUCUUCCUCCUUUUAAAAGACCGAUUGAAUUAUUUGUACUCUCUGCGGCUUCAAGCAAAUCCCUUAAAUUGACAAUGGAAGACACAGCUGAACAGUUAAACAUAAGCAACUCAGUAACUCUCCCAAAUCUGGCCUAUACAUCUGCCUGCAAACAAACUAGAGUUUUGUCCUCUUUGCAAACUGAUAAAGAAUAUCAGACACUUCUUAGUCUUGCAGGGAAUCUGUUUGAAUUGGGAUAUAAUCCUGACUGGCAUCACUUUUAUGAAGGGUAUCAAAGUUUUCCAGCAGCCUUUCCAAGGUACCAGUUUGAUCGUAAGAAGCUAAUGACCUAUUUUGACAUCCACCAACAAGCAAAUCGAAGAGCUGUAAACUCAAAUCAUCCUUUGAUUUGCAGUUUGAACAACGACAACACCAAAUUCAACUGCCCAGUUUCCCAGGCAUCAGCACCCUAUUUAUAUGAGCACAAGAACAAUGGUGUUGCUUUAGUUCCAGGUGCAUUUUUUGCAGAGCUCGGUUUGGCAUCUGUGAUGAGUAGUUCGAGGCCGAAAGUGCCUUUAAGUACUUGUCAGAUUAGUAUCAAUUUUUUGGCACCAUGUGUUUUAAACCAGAAUUCCCAUGAUUUAAAGAUAGAAUUGGCGUCACAAAAAACAGUGACAGAUUUCAAAAUACUGUCAUCCUCAGCUGCAGUUUAUGCAUCAGGACAAAUUACAAAGAAGUCUGAAGCUGCAGUGGAAGAAAACAGCAUCUCCUUUCAAGAUAUCUUUCAACGGUGUAAAUCAGUAGUUACAGCCGAUGAGGUUUAUGAAACACUGUCUCAGGUUGGAUUUCAAUAUGGUUCCAUGUUCAGACAGUUAAGUGAUGUAUUUUACUGUGAAGAGCUAAAGGAAGCUAUAACCAGCAUAAAGGUGAACAGAGAGACAAGAGAAGAGAUGUCUGACUAUUGUAUCCAUCCAGUGCUGUUAGACUGUUUUCUACAGAUGACCGCUGUCAUGACGACAAUAACUUUCCAAACCAGAGCAGGCUUUCCUUCUGGCAUAGGCAGCCUUGUAGUUUGCAGACCUUUGGAGGAGGAAAUGAUGAUAUAUUUGAAAACAAGCAAAUCGACUGGGAACUACUUAGAGGUUUGUGGAUGCUUUACAGAUAAACAUGGCUCUGUUUUGGCAGAACUGAAACGUGUUGGGAUCACUUUUAUGAAGCCAACAUCCCCCAGAGACAAUGACUUGCUCUUUGAAAAUAAGUGGAAAGAAAUAUUUCCCGCUCAGACCAUAGGAAGUUUAGGGGAAGCACCCAGAGUCAUUGUGUUUGCUGACAGACUUGGAAUAGCUCAGCAGCUCAAAAGAUACUUACACAAUGAGUCGAGAUAUGUUAUGUAUGAAGAUUGGGAGACAUUGCUGGAAGCCAAGAGUUCAGAAAUGACUGCACAACAUAAAAUGAAAAGGGAGCUUGAAGACUACCAGGAUGUUUUGUUCAUGUGGGGAAUUCAGAAGUUAAAUGACCAAUUCCCAAGGAAAGUGGUGGCACAUUUAGCUAAGUGUUGUGAGGCUUAUCGCCAAAUUAUUGUGGCAUUAAGAGAGAAAAAAUCCAGUUGUUCAGUUAGAAUAAUCACCUACAGAACAACAGAUAAAAAUGUAGAUCAUCUUAACCCUGGGUUUGCUUUGUGUGGCAUGACGAGAACCUGCAUAGUUGAAGUUUCAGAAAUCACAUUUCAGAUGAUUGACAUCAGCUCUUCGAGUACACUGGACAUCUCAGCCUUAGCAGAUGUUAUUGUAAAGUAUGAAGGACAGGAUCAUCCAGAAAUUUGGAUCAAUCAAGGAAGAAUUUACACUUCGGAAAUCAGACGCACACCAUUUAAAGAUGUGGAUUACAGUCAACCUUCAAAGUCUCUUCAGAACUCAGAGACGUUUACUUUAUAUACUACAGAUCCUUACCAAAUGAAAGAUUUAUCUGCUGAAAUAGCCAAUAAUACCAUUACUCAGCUUGAAAAUCACAGUGUUGAAGUUCAAAUGGAUAAAGUAUGUAUCCAUUCAGAAGACUAUUUUCCUGUUAGCAUUUCAAGCUGUAACUUUGGGAAUACAUUGUAUUGGAAUUCAUAUACAAUAGACAAACAUAAGCUUUUAGCUCUGGACUUCAGUGGCACAGUAACUGCAGUAGGCAGUGAAGUGAAAAAAAUUAAGGUAGGAGAUCAUGUGGCUUCAUGUUAUCCACUUGUUGCAUCAUCAAGAGUCACGGUUCCAGGGACAGUUUGUUUCAACAUCAAGAAGUUUCCAUGCUUUAGAAAUGUACCUUGUGUGUCAUACUUUAUGGUAGCAUGGGAAAUUGUAAAUCAAACAUUACCAAAGAUGAAACAUAGUGGGACUUUAGGUAUUAUUUCUACUGAACCAGAGUCAGUUUUGUGCAAAGUGCUCACUCUGACAGCACAGGAAAUGGGCUGGAGAACAGUACUUGCAAAACCUACGUCUGAUCAUUGGCAACGUGUAAAUCAGUGCAAUGCCCUUGUUUAUCUGCCUCCAGUAGAUGGAAUGCCUAAGGAAGUUCUAGUCCGUCUUUCCCAUCUCCGAGACCUUGUGAUAGUACAUGGUAAUCAACAGUCUGAAUGUUUUCGAUACCUAAUUGGAAGUGAUCAAGAAAACAUUCAUGUUCAUAUACUGAAACUUUUCAGUACCUUUCAGAAAGCAGCUCUGAAACAAUCCCUAAGGGCUGUCCACGGAUGGAUCAAAUCAAUGCAAAUGAAAGAAUUAAAAAACCUAUCAUAUUCUGUUUUUCAGCAGACUGAGAGCUUUGAAAGUACAAACAGUGCAGCGACCUCCUAUUUCACCUGCAAAUCUAUCCCACUGGCUGUGCUGAAAGGGGAUGUGGCGACCAACAGGAUUUCAGAUAUACCUGUGUAUGAAGCACAGAAGAAAAUGUUUAAUCAGAAUGCAGUUUACAUAGUGGCAGGGGGACUCACUGGGCUUGGAUUUGAAACUGUGAAAUUUAUAGCCCAGAAUGGAGGGGGCUGUAUUGCAAUACUUUCAAGGAGCAAUCCAAGCAGUGAGAAGCAAGAAGAAAUCAAGGCUUUGCAGAAUCAGUGUGAAGGGAGCAGAAUAGUCAGUUUGCAGUGUAAUGUUAUUUCUAGCUCUCAGGUUGAGAAAGCUAUGAGUUCAAUUGACAGAAUCUUCCCAAAGAACCCAAUCAAAGGUGUAUUCCAUAGUGCUGUGGUUUUGCAUGAUGGACGUCUUGAAGCUCUGAACUUAUCUCACUUUGAGAAAGUGUUAAGUCCCAAAGUUGCAGGGGUAAUAAAUCUCCACCAGGCUACCAGAGGGCAGGAACUUGACUAUUUUGUGUGUUACUCCUCUGUGACUUCAUUUCUUGGAAAUUCAACACAAGCAAACUAUGCUGCUGCUAAUUCUUUCCUGGAUGUUUUCUGCCACUACAGGAGGAAUUGUGGACUUUCAGGACAAUCCCUUAAUUGGGGUGCCUUGAAUCUUGGCUUACUGCUAAAUCAAAACAACAUUCAAAAUAUUUUGGAAUCCAAAGGCAUAGAUAUUCUGCAGGUACAUGAAAUUUAUGAAUAUCUUAAAAAAAGCUUAAUUCUGAAUAAUCCUCAGCAAGCUGUAGUCAAAUUAAAUUUUGGAACUCUAAGCAAUCAUGUUCUUUCUCGAAUAGCAUCACUCAAAAGUCGCUUCCGUACACUCGUUUCAGAAGAAUUCGGCAGCAAACUUGAGGUAUCUGAACAAGGAACCCCUCAGAAUUUAUCUCCAGUCAAUUCUGAAGAUUAUAUCACCUCAUUGGUGAGUUAUCUCAGUAGUACAAAUGCAAGUGAUCUUACAAUGAACACAUCACUUGCAUCACUGGGCAUGGACUCUAUGUUAGCCAUGACGCUACAGAAUCGUAUCUUCCAUGAAAGAAGGGUGGAGAUCCCCCUUGUGAAACUACUUGAUCCUCACACAACUAUGUCAAGUUUAGUACUAUUUUUAGAAGAAAGUUCUAAUGAAUGUGGGUCACUUGAGAAAACAACUUAUGUAGCAGAAAGUAUCGAAGAUGGAAGCUGGUUAUAGGAACCCAUUUCAUGGAGUAAUUUGGUAACUUUGGAGUUACUAGGACCCUAGUGAUAUUUCAAAUCAAUCAUCAUACACUUUGGGUAGAAUAAAGCUUUGAAUGAUAAUAAGUUAGUUCUUUACCACCAAACCAGCUUAGUUUUGGUACUGCACUUUACUCAUUGUAUGCAUCAUACCUUCUGUAUGUAGCACACAUUUUUUGUUAACAUGUAUUAGUAAAAACCACAGUAAAUUGAUGUAUAUACAUCUUGAUUUUGCAGAUUUGUAUAUGAAAUAAAAUAUAAGUAAAUUGUAUAUAUUUUCUGUUUCGAUAUUAAUGAAUAAUAGAUUGAUUUGACUGCAUCUUAAAUAAUGAAUAUC
Molecule: messenger RNA, 5730 nt
Organism: Chrysemys picta bellii (western painted turtle)
Lineage: Eukaryota; Metazoa; Chordata; Testudines; Emydidae
Source: RefSeq, a predicted model, not a curated record